UUGUGUAAUAAUAUCAGCAUAAAAAAAGACCAUUCAGAUUUUAUUUUAGUUAUGUAUCAUAUUAUAGGUGCAACGAUGUGAUUUGGUAUCGCAUAAUUUCGUAUCCCCAAUUCCGGAACUUUAACGGAGGAGAUUUUGAAUAUUUAUUGAUUCGCCAAUAUUGUCAAAAUCCUUUAAUCCCAUCCCCGCCUUAUACGUAAAUUCUUUCUCUAUUUAAAAUUGUAAAGAUGUCAAAUAAUAACGUAAAAUAUCAAUCGUGCGACCCACAUUUAUAUUACAACUAUAGCGAUUUUAGUAAUAUUAAAGAAAUUGGCGAAGGAAAAUUUGGAAAAGUCUACCGUGCAGAAAGGAGAAAUUCUGAGCAAUAUUUCGUGUUAAAAUCUCUUAAUUUUGACAAAGAUAUUUUUGAAGAAAUUGUUCGCGAGGAGAUUAAUCUUCAACGAGCAGUAGAUGUUCAUGACAAAAUUAUUCGUUUCCUUGGUAUUACAAAUUCUAAUUCAGAAAAAUUACUCGUAAUGGAAUAUGCCGAUAACGGUUCCCUUCAAGAUUAUCUAAAGCAAACAUUUAAUAAAUUAACUUGGAAUAACAAAUACGAAUUAGCAUUUCAGUUGGCUUACGCUGUAUCAUUUUUGCAUAAUAAAAAAAUUGUACAUCGUGACUUGAAUUCUAGUAAUGUGUUGGUUCAUCAAAAUAAUAUUAAAUUGGCAAAUUUUGGAUUAUUAAAAAGAAUCAAAAUGAAGUGAUGUUUACAGUAUUGGUGUACUUUUAUGGGAAAUCUCAAGUGGUAAAAGACCGUUCUGUGAUGUAUCAUAUGAUUGCAAUUUAGCUAAAAAAAUUUCACAAGGCCGUAGAGAAGAAAUUGUUUCAGAAUGUUGGAAUAAUAAAC
This is a messenger RNA of Rhizophagus irregularis DAOM 181602=DAOM 197198, 886 nucleotides long. The record is from RefSeq and is a predicted model, not a curated record. Lineage: Eukaryota; Fungi; Glomeromycota; Glomeromycetes; Glomerales; Glomeraceae.